CUUUCAAAUGUAACUUUCGUUAAACAUUUGUGCACAGAACAACGUCGAAAUUACCUUGUUGCUUUGAUAUUCUUGUUCCUGAAAACCAAACCUCAACCACUACAGGCCGUAUAGCAUGUGGCUACGUCGGAACGCUCCUAUUCGCGACCGUGUGGAUGCUGGAAACCAGCUCGCCAGUGACCAACGUCUCCAAAAAUAUGCAGGACGAGGGACAGAUACCAUCAUUCUUGCGCUGCCCAGAGGGGGUGUUCCCGUCGCAUUUGAAAUGGCAAAGAAAUUGAACGUGCCCUUAGAUUUGAUGUUAGUUAGGAAGCUCGGUAUCCCUUUCCAUGAAGAGACUGCAAUGGGAGCAAUCGCCAUGGGCGGGGUAACUUAUAUCAACGAAGAGUUUGUGUCGUCGCUGGGCAUAUCAAAUGCUGAUGUGCAGCGAGUCAUCCGAAAAGAGACCGAAGAGCUUCAUCGGCGAAGUAAACACUAUCGGGGGAACAAGCCGUAUCCAAUUCUGGCCGAUAAGAACGUCAUCAUCGUUGAUGACGGAGUCGCUACGGGGGCUACCUUGCGAGCUGCUAUUCAAGCUGUCAAACAAUUCAAUCCCAAACAAGUUAUUGCCGCCGCUCCAGUUGGAGCUCGGGACAGUUGCAGGGAUCUGGCACAGGUUGCAGAUGAGAUGAUCUGCUUGCAUCAGCCUGAACCAUUCAACGCUGUUGGGCUGUGGUACGAAAGCUUCCCUCAGACUGAGGACGAAGAAGUGAUGGAACUUCUUCGCAAGGCGGAACAAUUUGGCAAACAUGAAGAGUGACAUAGCUCAGCAUUGGCGGUGGGCUAAGAGUAUACUCUCGCGGCUUGUCUUCAGUUUCUUGCUCACAUUCCCUUUGGGUAUAUGCCUGGGCGUGUGUUUCAGCUACUUGUUCUUUUCUUCCGCCUAAUGAAUCGCUGGAAGAGAGUGGUAAACAAUACGGAUAUAAUUCAUCAUAUCAUCAUCAAAAUUCCA
Molecule: messenger RNA, 991 nt
Organism: Spizellomyces punctatus DAOM BR117
Lineage: Eukaryota; Fungi; Chytridiomycota; Chytridiomycetes; Spizellomycetales; Spizellomycetaceae
Exons: 6
Coding region: 116-799 (227 amino acids)
Source: RefSeq, a predicted model, not a curated record